Messenger RNA from Gallus gallus (chicken), 3548 nucleotides. It is a transcript of the gene TRAT1, whose product is annotated as T cell receptor associated transmembrane adaptor 1. The record is from RefSeq and is a predicted model, not a curated record. NCBI's taxonomy places the organism in Eukaryota, Metazoa, Chordata, Aves, Galliformes, Phasianidae. The coding region runs from base 241 to 768 and encodes 175 amino acids. Gene Ontology annotation, cellular component: T cell receptor complex. The transcript is spliced from 7 exons. Gene Ontology annotation, biological process: positive regulation of T cell receptor signaling pathway; negative regulation of receptor recycling.
GUAAAAAAGCAGGUGAAGAGGAGACUAGAGCCCUUUGAGAUUGACGGCAACUCCGGAGAUAGAUUUGUGCUGCCAAGUCUGAUAUAAAAGAGCAUCCAAGAUCUACCAACAUAACAUAAAUUGAUUUCCUGUUGGAUAAAGAGGUGCGGGGCAUUUCUACAAGCAACGUAACUAGGAUGGCCACUGGAAGGAGAAGAAGGAUGUGAAGAAGAGCUACAAAUCUGUCAGAAAGUUACAGGAAUGGACUGCCAUUAUUCUGUCUGGGGAGUUUUGGCCUUUCUAAGUUUGGCUCUGAUUUUUUCAUUGAUACUGAAUAUUUCACACUAUAUGAAAAAGAAGCGAGAAGCUAAAAUGUAUAAAGACAACGAAGACAACACUCAAAGCUAUGAUGACUGUUACACAGGAGAUGACCCAGUUUAUGGCAAUCUCAGUCAAGAUGUUUUAGAGGAAUGCUGUUACGAGCAGAUGAAGUCCCAGCCUCAAAGACCAGUUAAUGAACUACAGGUGGAAUCGGCUGAUCAGAUGUGUUACGCCUCACUUGAUCACAGCACCAAGGGAAAACGCAGAAAACCAAGGAGGAAGAAAGACCCCCCCUUAGAGGAUGAAGAAGAAAGAUUAUCUAAAUCCACCAUUACGGCUUCCAAAGUUUGCAUUUACCUUAACAGUGAGCAACUGGCUGCUGAAAAUACAGCAAAUGUAGAAGCCAUUCACGACGAUCCCGUAAGAUUAAUGGGUUUGAUUCAUAGGACAAAUGGAGAGAACAUCUGAAGUGGCUUCAUGAACCAAAUAUGAAAUCAAAGUGAGAUCAGCUUUAUUUAUUCUGGAGGAACAGUGAACGAUUAGAGAUAGUGCCCCGGCAAACUUAAAUAACAAACAAUGGUGUGAAGAAGCUAAGUAAAAUAUUCCAAAUCAUCUUCUAAGCACAUCUGUGGAUUAAGCAAAAAGUAGCUGUAGGUUCAUGCUGCCCUUUUAAAGGAUUUUUCCUUCUGAAUACAUUUUGAAAGAGAGCUGUGAACAAGAGAUACCAGUUUCUAUGUGGUAAAAAUUAAUCCUUUGUUUAAAAUCAACCAUCAAUUUCAUACAGUCCCAGAGGAUCCACUAAUUUGCCUGUAGAACUCUUGUAGAGUAUGAUUAUUCAUCUACAUUGGUUUAAACAGUACUUUUGGAAAGAAAUGGUGUUUCACACAUGCACACUUAAGGGUUCAGAUGCUUUCCCAAUUAAAAAACAGGUCUGCAUUCAAGACUGUGUACCCUCAGCAAGUUUGCUGAUGACACCAAGCAGUGUAGUUGACAGAGCAGAAAGAAAGGAUGCCAUUCAGAGACUCAACAGACUUUAAAGGUGGGCCUGAGUGAAUCUAAUGAGGUUUAACACAGCAAAGUGCAAGGUUUUGCACUUGGGCUGAAGGAAUCCCAGGCAUCUGUUCAGACUGGAAGGAGCAGUCCUUGAGAGUAGCCCUGCAGAGAAGGACCUGGGGGUCCUGGUGGAUGAAAAACUUAACAUAAGCCAGUAGUGUGUUCUUGCAGCACAGAAAGCAAAUGGUAUCCUGGGCUCCAUCAGAAGAGGAGGUGGCCAGCAGGGACAGGGGGUGAUUGUCCCUCUCUACUCUGCCCUUGUGAGGCCCCAUCUGGAGUACUGUGUCCAGGUCUGGGGUCCCCAGUACAAGAAAGUCAGGGAGCUGUUGGAGAGGGUCCAGAGGAGGGCCACAAAGAUGACCAGAGGGCUGGAGCACCUCCCCUAUGAAGACAGGCUGAGGGAGCUGGGCUCGUUCAGCCUGGAGAAAAGAAGGCUGUGGGGUGACCUCCUUGCAGCCUUCCAGUACCUAAAGGGAGCCUAUAAACAGGAGGGUAGUCAACUCUUUGAAAGGGUAGAUAACAGCAGGACAAGGGGAAAUGGUUUUAAGUUCAGGGAGGGAAGAUUUGGGUUGGAUGUCAAGGGGAAGUUCUUUACUGAGAGAGUGGUGAGGUGCUGGAACAGGCUGCCUAGAGAAGUUGUGGACGCCCCAUCCCUGGAGGUGUUCAAGGCCAAGUGGAUGGGGCCCUGGGCAGCCUGGCCUAGUGCAAAAUGUGGAGGCUGGUGGCUCUGCCUGUGGCAGAGGGGUUGGAGAUUCAUGAUCCUUGAGGUCCCUUUCAACCUGGGCCAUUCUGUCAUUCCUAUGUGAACAGUCUACAGCAUGGGUGCCCAACCCUUCAGCUUGCCUGGGCUGCACUGAAUGAAAAGAAAUUGUCUUGGGCCAAUGUUUUGGUUGUUGCUAAAUAACGGGGUGCACUCAGGACCAGCAUGGACUGCUUGGUUGGAAAGAGUCUGCCAUGAUGGCACAGGGUGGGGAGUGAGGCUAAUUACUAGCUGACUUGGGCUUCAUGCAGCCUGUUAUAUAUCCUUUCCUUUCGUGAGCAAUAUCGGAACACAUCUCAAAUCUUCACUCCUCUACUAACAUAACACUGUAUUCAUUUGUAUUCAAGGAUAAGUAAUGAUACUGGCAAAUGGUUUGUAACAAUCAGCCUCUGCCAGCAGAGAGACAACAGACAGAAAGAGCACAAUAAUGCUAUUUGAUAGAGCAAAUUCUUAGUUCCAAAAUGCUGGGUUUUUUUUUUUGUACAGUAACCACCAUCAGCCAUAUAUUUUCACCAGCAAUGAACAAGAGCCUGCAUGCUGCCCUCAUAAAAAUCUGCACUGGUGGGAGAUCGACUGCUGCUGUCACCACUGCUGAAACACACCAUCCACAGCCUCACUGUGUUCACAUCUACUCUUUGGUUCCAAAAAUGUUCAGUAAGAGUUGAAGAAUGUCAAUGGGAGCAAUGUUUUUCGCAUGGUGGAAUUCAAUUACACACCUUUACUUCAUAUGCACUUCCAUGUCAGAUGCCGUUUUGUCAGAUGGCCCCUCUGCUACCACCUGUUGCUUGACAACAAAAUAUAAGAGAAUACUGGCAGUACACCUCCACUGCCAUACCACCAACAUCUGCCUCCAACAUAGUAAAAUAGGAAGUAUGACUUUCAGAGCUAUCCUCGUAAUUAGAAUAAAAUAAGGAAAGGAGAUCUAGGUGUAGUCUCAGUAACAAAACCUGCCCUUAUAGCGUUAUACAUAUUUUGAAGCAGAGGGAAGCAACAUGGAACAGUCUUUCUAACAGAAAGCUUAGCACUUAGCUUAAAUAACAAUUCAAUACAAGAGGUUAAAAAAGUACAUUGGAGAAGUAUAUUACACAGUGGCAGAAGCAGAAGACUUUGAAGGGAAGAACAGAGAUAAAAACAGAGUAUUAAGUAGCACCAUUGAAUUUUCAUAGGUCUAUGCCAGAUAUCCUCCAGCAAUCAUGACAGACUCUUGGUGAUAUCAUACUUUUUAGAUGGAUGUUGGUGGAUCAAACUCCAAGCAUAAUCACGCAACUUUCUCCUAUUCCUCGCUACUGCUGACACACACAAAAAAUAAUAGAACUGGGAUAAGCUUAUCUUCCAACACCUAAGGUUUCUCAAGAACUACCUUAUGAUUCCAAGUAAUUUCCAUAGAUGAAUGAACUAUUUCUGUUCUUUAAAUAAAUCUGCUUUCCUACCUGGA